GUGACGUUCGCAGGAGGCGGGGUUGGUGUUAAUGGCGGCCCUGUCUCAGGCUCGGAGGGGAAUUUGAGCCGCGGGCUUGAUUUGUGGAUCCUGUCCGUCGAGAGUCUCAUCUCUCCCCGUUUCCUCACCAGUCUCCAAGGCGGAAGCAGUGGUGAAGUCGGGAGCUGCCGGUGGCAGGAUAGCCGUGUCCUGAGGAAGCUGAUGGCGAAGCGGAUGAAGAGCGAAUAUAUGAAGCAGUUUAAGGGGCCGCAGUGGGAGAUUCACAGCAGCUGCUACUCGGACCGGCUUCAAUACCGCAACAUGAGGCGGCUGCUCGAACAGGCCCACAUCCCCUGGAUCUGGAGCGGCUGGGACUCGGACUCCAGCUCUGGCUCCUCCACCCCCAGGGACCGGGCAGAACCGAUUUCCCCGGAGCCCGAGGAUUCGCCCCGGCCUCAGAACCAAACUGCGGCCGCCGAGCCGUCCGAGCCCGAGCCCCAACCCCCAGUGAAUGAAACAGUUCUUCAGCUGAAUCAGAAAGAUAAAGAUGAGGGACAGACAAAGAGUGAAUUGUGUGUCCAACCAGCUCUUGAUUAUCAUCGUGUAAGGAAUGCAAAUUUGGGAAAAUCACGAAAAGCACCCAAAUUGACAACACCACCUGCUGCCUUGAAAGAAAGCAAACCUCCGUUUGCAAUGUUUGGCUGGGCGGAGAGGGAGGCUGAGGUGGGCUGUAAAAAGACAUACAAUGUCAGUGCUUCUGCUUUGAGAGGACAGAUUUAUGAAUCUGCAGUACGUGCCCAAAACAGACGUCAGGUGCAGAGAGCGAUGCGCAUGCCUCAGAGACGACCCCGGGGCAAAGUGCCACUGACCACCCACUCAUCUGACCGGCAGUAUAAAUUUUCCCCAGGACACAAAUCACUUUCUGAGCACUUGCAAGUUCGCGUGUUGAAGCCUGUUAAGGAAGAAGAUCCCUGGCUGUCUGAAUACAUGCGAUGUUACUCAACACGGUCCCUCUGAGUUCCAGCAGCUUCCUGUUGGAGAGAGCUUGGGCUGGUUUUGCUUAUUUAUUCAGGUGUGUAUAUAGAGCUCAGUUAACGGACCUGACUUGAAUCUUUAUUACAAGAGUUAAUUCAUAUGUAAAAUUCAUAAUUAGCAAACAUAGAAGAAUUGUUUUGCUGACUUAUAGAAUUGACCUAAUGGUGACGUUGGUUUUCUCUCUUCAAACUGUGACAUUGACAAUGAGACUAAAGGGAUCCAUUUCGGAAAUGGGAAUUGUUCCCUGUGUUGCUUAAACAGAAACCUCUCUCGCAGUUAUUUUCCAGACUGAGUGUGGUUGACUCUUCGAAUUACUCUGUGAGCUGCAUGGGUCCAAUGGUUAGGGUUUCAUUAGUGUGUAUACAGCGAGUCCUGUUAGUAAAGAUUGAUUGCACUUGAAUUUCUGUAAACUCAGUAUUACUUUGCACAAAUGGCACAAUUUGUAUUGGUACAAUUUGUAUUGGUAAUUUUUAUUAUCUGUGGUUUUGUCAGUGAUCUUUACACAAUGAUACUCAUUACAUAAUGAGAAUGCACUUUCAGGGAAAGUAUAAGCGGACUGUUUUCUAUAGGGGUUUACUUUUAUAAUCUUUGUACAUCUGGGAUUUUGUCUUUUGUAAUUUAUGUAAAUUACCUGGUCAUUAUUACAUUGCUGUUUAGUACAUUACAAAUCAAUGAAAUACACUUGAAGAGUAGUAACUGUUGUAAAGUACUUUGAGACAGCCUGAGGUUGUGAAACUUGCUGUAAAAAUUAUAUUUAAUAAGGACUCACUUUAUGGUGUGUAUCUGUAAAUGUUUCUUCUGUGUAAAGUGCAAUAGGCUAAAAUGCUCAAUAAAUGUAUUUAUUGGU
Molecule: messenger RNA, 1861 nt
Organism: Carcharodon carcharias (great white shark)
Lineage: Eukaryota; Metazoa; Chordata; Chondrichthyes; Lamniformes; Lamnidae
Product: centriole, cilia and spindle-associated protein-like
Exons: 3
Coding region: 202-996 (264 amino acids)
Biological process (GO): regulation of mitotic spindle assembly
Cellular component (GO): spindle; centriole; ciliary basal body
Molecular function (GO): microtubule binding
Source: RefSeq, a predicted model, not a curated record